UGUUGUCAAGCAAAGCGAAUGAAUUAUUGCUGUGUCAUCAUGGCGGGUGAUUUUUUUGUACACAAUAAAACGCGCGAAGCAUAGCAUACACGAUAGACAAAGCGUAUUACUAACUGAGUGGACUGGUUGUUGCUACCUGCCUAGCCAUCUCUGAAAAUGGAAAAUUACAGGAAAAUUAAGCAGUUUGAAACAUCAAAACGCAAAAGAGAAGGUGGAGGGUUCAUGGUGCGAAGGCCAAUCGGAGAUAAGAUAGAUGGAUGCGAUCCAUUUCUUAUGCUGGACCAUUUAGGACCAGUUGUUUAUGGUCCUGGCGAGGCGGUAGGAGCUCCUGAUCAUCCGCAUCGUGGAUUUGAAACUGUGACAUAUAUUAUUGAUGGUGAAAAUACACAUGACAGUGCUGGUAAUUCAGGAAUUUUGGGCCCUGGCUGGGUUCAGUGGAUAGAGAUGCCUUCAGAAAGAUUUGGUGGUCUAUUUGAAGGAUUUCAAGUUUGGGUUAACCUUCCUGCCAAGGACAAGAUGGUGAAACCAAGGUAUCAAGACACCGCUCCAGAGAAGAUUCCAGUUGUUCACUCUCCAGAUGGUGGCUCAAUGAUCAAAGUUAUUGCUGGGGAAUGCCUUGGCACUGAAGCAUACAUAGAGACACGCACAUCGAUUAUGUAUUUGGAUAUAAGAAUUAGUCCUGGAAAAAAAUUUGAAGUUAAAAUCCCUGCUGGUCAUAAAUGCUUUGUUUAUGUGUGGAGAGGAUCUGGGAAGUUGGGAGCUGAAGAAAAAGCAGCAAAAUUGGGAGAUGUUGUCCUACUUGAAGAUGACGGCGAGAAGUUUCUUUUGCAAGCAUCUGACAGUGAAGCAAUGCAUGUCAUGGUUGCUUCUGGGGUACCAAUAAAUGAGCCAAUUGCUAGAUAUGGUCCAUUUGUCAUGAACACACAAGAAGAAAUUCACCAAGCUUUUGUAGACUAUCAGACUGGAAAACUUGGAAGCAUUGAAGGAUCUGAAGAGAGGUAUGCAGCAACAAAAGCAGCAGUUGCACAACAGAAAAAAACUGGAAAGUACUAUAAUCAGUAGCAAGUUGGCCAAUAAAGUAGAAAUUCAGAAUAACACAUUGGGCUGAUUAAACAUAAUCUGAUGGAACCGCCUUCUGCAUGCCUGCACAACAAAUGCUGUUUAAAAUUAACCUGCAUUAUUGCAAUUUAUUUUGUACCCUGCAGGAAUUUUAGAGAAUAACUUAUUCAAUCUUUAAAGUAUCUUAGAAUUCAGUCUUACAAGUAACAUUUUAAAGAUGACUGUAACUUAAGAGAUGCACACCCUAUCCCUUGUCAUGUACAUGCAUGUUAUGUCAUUUAUUUCAUUUUUAUUUAUAAAAUAAUUCGUCUCUGUAUAUACUGUACAAUAUUAAACUGUACAAUCAACUGUUUUCCAAACAAGUCAUGUCAUUCCAUAAAAACAUGCUACCACUCCUACACAAUUAAUACUGUUAUUAAACUGAUAAUGUUUUUUGACAGAGUAUAACUUUUUAGAAAGCUUAGAUUAGACAGGUUUUAUUGACUUAUAAUGUCAUUCAAUGCUAGGCUAAAAAGAUUUCAGAAACAUAUUGCUACCAAGGAAGCAAAAUUGAUUAUAUUUGAAAAUAAAAUAAAAGUUGGGCUUCACCUAUUUCUUCUUACUCACUGCCUUUUUUGACUUAUUUAUUAAAACUUUGCUAAGUCCAAUAUGUGGAUAUAUGUUGAUGAAUUUAAAACAGACUUAAACGCACUCUAUAGCUUUUAUGCUGAAAAAAUUUGUAAUCUAUUGUAUCAAUAUAUUUUAUGUAUUAUAAUUCUGUGUCAAAUAUUUAAAAGUGACUAUGAUCACAAAAUUUUGGGUAACCUUAUAUGUAAAAAUAAUUUUUAAUUGGUAGAAAUAGCAACUGAAACAAUGUUUAAGAUUCCAGAAAUGGUGAAGUUAGUUUUGAUGCCCAUAAUACUGUAUAAUGGAUUGAUCCACAUGAACACAUCCUUUACAAAAAUCAUUACAAGAAUUUGUUAUUUGUUACCUUUUUUAGUUGUCCUCCUCAUUUUUGUAACAUGUUGAAAAUGCACUUUUAAUAGUGGAACUUGUAAUAUGCCAUCAGAUAGUGUUGCCUUAAUUUGAUGCACUGCCUCAAAAGCGGCCUAUAAAGAGUGCCUUUUUUGAAUUAUACUUAUCUAUACAAUGUGGCCUGCAAGCUGCAAUUGAUUUCGUUUUGAUGGUCCUAUGAGAUUGGAUCUAAAAGAUCUACUAUUAUGAAUACCAAUCAGUAUUGUAAGAAGUUACAUCACAACAUAGAAAAUACACAUCUUUUGUUUUAUAGGUAGUAGUCUUUCAAAUGUCAAAGGCAUAUUAUAUGGAAAGUCAACUCAAAUUAAGACUUAUCCAAAAGACUGUGGUGUGUCAGAGGACUUUAAAGCUUGGUUGUAAGAUUGAUCAACAAAGUUUAAUUGAGAAUGUUCCUUUGUGGUAUAUGAGUUUUUCAAAAUGGUUCAGGAGCGUCGUGGCCGAGGGAGCGGGGGGAGGAGGGGUGUGGGCCCCUCUGCUCUCAAAAUUUGAUGGAUCUUUGGAAAAAUCAUUGUUUUGUCAGAAAAUUCUCAAACUUGAGCUGUGGGUAAUUCUCAAACUCUUAGCAACAUGAAUUGACUAAAGUACUUACCGUAAAUACGAGAGGCAAUUCACUUUUUUAAAGAAAAUACUAGAUUUCCACAGAACAAAAUGAUUUCUCAGGAAUUACCAAUUUCUACCAUAGAGUGAUUUGCUGUUCGGAUUUUGUCAGUUAAAAUCCGAAACUUCAAGGACCAAAUAUGGUUAUGGAAAUUGGUCAAAAUUGGUAUAAAUUAUGUCUUUAUUUGAUAUUGAAGACCGGGACAGUACCAAUUUCGUGCAUAUCACCAGAUUUCUGAAAAUUGUGUCCCAGAUUUGAAAGUUUAUGUACUUAUGUUGCGUAAGGUAAAAUAAGGUUGAAGUCAAUCAAAACCAUCGAUUUCCCCCAGUGGAUAUUCAAUUAAAGAAUAAGAUUUUAUUAUCAAAAUUUGCUUCAAAAAAUGCAAUUUCCGACGAAUUUGAAGCAUUAAAUCAUAGAAAAUUUUUCCCUUCGGCGGCAAACCUGGGUUUGCCGCCUCAGGUAGUAACUUCAUUCUACCCUUGUCCUAAUCUGCGGAUGUCAGGGGCGUUCACUGUAAGUAUGAAGAAACAGAGACAAGAUAAAAAGUGCAUUUUAAGUUUCUUUCAAGCUAAGGCAAAAGCUAUGAGGUUUUCUGCUCCAUCCCCCUUUACACUUCCAUGAAAUGCUUCUAUUUCAAACAAAUCAAAGAAAUGUCGGAAAAUCUUUCUUUCUGGCCCUCUCUAGAAUUCAUUCGCCCCGACGCCGCUGAAGUGGUGGAACCAGACUGCAUUCUUUAGCAUCAUUUUCGUGCUUACAGUUUUCAGCCUGCUUGUCAAACAUUUAGAUUAAGUUACCACGAUGCAGCUUUCACCCCAAUAGGCUGAGAGAAACUGCAUCCCCAAGUCCAAGGACGUAAUCAGUUACCCUGUGGGUUGCUUGGGCAGCAUCAAAUGAAAAAGGAUGGCACUAAAAUUGAUACAUUAUGACACUGCAACCUUACAGUUACUUCCUAUCAAGAUGUCUUCCUGUUGAUGCUUAGCUUAAUUCUUAAAUAAAUAUUAUCUAGCUUCUUUAAGAAAGAAUAUUUCAUGUUUUCUGUCACUUUGUCUUUGUCAAACACAUGUCAAUUCUUGGAAAUUGGUAUUUUUUCAAAUGUCACUAUCAAUUCAGUGGAGAUAAUUUUCAACUAUCCGAAUAAACAGUCAAUGAAGUGACAAUGUCCACGCUACCGAUGCUUAUAAUAAUUUCUUUCACAUCGAAAAACAGCACAUUGAUGAGUUGUCCAUAUUUAAGUUGUUUUCGGUCACUGGCUUUUUGGGCCAAAGAGUUUAAGAGAUCCCGUGUAUUGUAUGACAAAUUAUACUUAGGUAACUCGGUA
Messenger RNA from Rhopilema esculentum, 3989 nucleotides. RefSeq lists its product as uncharacterized. NCBI's taxonomy places the organism in Eukaryota, Metazoa, Cnidaria, Scyphozoa, Rhizostomeae, Rhizostomatidae. The record is from RefSeq and is a predicted model, not a curated record.